AUGCCAGCAACAGAUUACCACCAUCACGAAUCAUCGUCCUCUUCCUCGAGCUUCGGAUUCUCCAUCCUCAGCCGACGACGGGACCAAGUCAACUCCAUGGACCCCACGCACGGGCUCACGGGCCUACACGCCGAGCUCGAGUCCUUCCAGCGCCAGGUGGCAGAGAGGUUUCACGACCUGGCGUCAGGCAACCCGGAGGACCUCCUUUCGAUCGCCUGGGAGUUAUUCGAGAUGAUAAUGGUUCCUAAUGGGCUCAGAACCUUGACAUCGACGACUACAUCGAUGGCGUCAAAGGAGUCUGCGGAUAACAACCCUGGCCUUCAUACCAAUGUUGAUGAGGCCACCAAUGGCUAUUUUUUACAGCAAACUAUGAUUCGGGUAAAGGAUCCGAAAGUCAGUCUUGACUUCUACUCCCGGAUAAUGGGCAUGUCGUUGCUGAAAAGGUUGGAUUUUUCAGAUUUGAAGUUUAGUUUAUACUUUUUGGGAUAUGAGGAUGUGUCAUCAGCUCCAAGUGAUCCCAUUGAGCGCACGGCUUGGACUUUUAGUCAAAAAGCUGUUCUUGAGCUUACGCACAAUUGGGGCACUGAAGCCGAUCCUGAGUUCAAAGGUUAUCACAAUGGAAACUCGGAUCCUCUUGGUUUUGGACACAUAGGUAUUACUGUAGACAAUGUGCAUAAGGCAUGUGAGAGAUUUGAAAAAUUAGGACUGGAGUUUGUGAAGAAACCCGCUGAUGGAAAAAUGAAGAACAUGGCAUUUGUUAAGGAUCCUGAUGGCUACUGGAUUGAAAUAUUUGAUACGACAAACAUUGCUAAAGCAACUGCUGAAGCCGCCGUUUGA
Molecule: messenger RNA, 837 nt
Organism: Striga hermonthica
Lineage: Eukaryota; Viridiplantae; Streptophyta; Magnoliopsida; Lamiales; Orobanchaceae
Source: the annotation of a GenBank genome assembly